ACAAAGCAAAACGAUUCAAGUAGACGUCACAAAUCACCCAGAAUGCAGUGCGGCUUUCCAGGCGAAUAAAAAUGGCGUCGAGGGCACCAGCUGCAACCGGCAGGCUCCUGGUGGGCUUCAGGAAAUGGUACUAUAAUGCAUGCGGUUUCAACAAGCUUGGCUUGUUGCGGGAUGAUACCAUCAAUGAAGACUCUGAUGUGAAAGAGGCCAUUCGUCGGCUCCCAGAACCAGUUUACAACGAUAGGAUGUUCCGCAUCAAAAGAGCCAUGGAUCUUUCAAUGAAACAUCAGAUACUUCCUAAAGACCAGUGGACUAAAUAUGAAGAGGAUGCACAUUACCUUGAGCCCUAUCUUGAAGAGGUGGUCCGUGAACGAAAGGAAAGAGAGGAGUGGCAGAAGAAAUAGAGUAAACGUGAUAAGGCCGAAGCUCCUGUUUGAUGUCUGCUAUCUUGUAUUUAAUAGAAAAUGUAUUGUGCGAGUCCCUGUACUUAUUAAAAUUUUCUUUCUGAGAAAAAUC
Paramisgurnus dabryanus is the source of this 516-nucleotide messenger RNA. RefSeq names its product ubiquinol-cytochrome c reductase binding protein (gene uqcrb). Gene Ontology annotation, biological process: mitochondrial electron transport, ubiquinol to cytochrome c. NCBI's taxonomy places the organism in Eukaryota, Metazoa, Chordata, Actinopteri, Cypriniformes, Cobitidae. Gene Ontology annotation, cellular component: respiratory chain complex III. The record is from RefSeq and is a predicted model, not a curated record.